Lasiodiplodia theobromae is the source of this 804-nucleotide messenger RNA. RefSeq names its product Sugar transporter. Gene Ontology annotation, biological process: transmembrane transport. The coding region runs from base 1 to 804 and encodes 267 amino acids. Gene Ontology annotation, molecular function: transmembrane transporter activity. The transcript is spliced from 5 exons. Lineage: Eukaryota; Fungi; Ascomycota; Dothideomycetes; Botryosphaeriales; Botryosphaeriaceae. Gene Ontology annotation, cellular component: membrane. The record is from RefSeq and is a predicted model, not a curated record.
AUGAUGGAAUGCGCGACCCCAAAGUCUGCACGGAAGGCAUCCGAGAAGGAUCCGGUCACCAGCAUCGAGGCCGGAGAGGUCCGGGAACUCACAAACGCCGACAUUGAAGCAUCCUACAUCAACAACGGCAAGUUACUGGAGGAGUCCAUUGAGCGGAUUGUGGCCAUUGACCUAACAGUAUUCAUAGAAGCACUUCCUAAAACGCACACCUAUCUUAUGACAGGUCUGGCGGCGACCUGGGGGGUUGGGACUGCGAUUGGAGCUUUGAUAGCAUGGCCUCUUAUCGCCAACUACUCUUGCCCACAGGAUUCUACUCCAGCAACAUGUCAUCGGAGCGAGAACAUGGGCUGGCGGUAUCAAUAUAUCACCGUCGGGGGCAUGUGUUUGGUCAUGGCGAUCGUUCGUAUCUUCAUCUUCAGGAUGGAGGAAUCUCCCAUCUGGCUCGCCUCUCAGGGCGAAUUAACCAAGGCAGUCGCAAACAUCAACCGAAUUGCAACUACGAACCGAUCGGACCAUCGCCUGUCAGUUGAUCGCCUUGCACCGGUUGCCAAGAUGCAGAAGGGAAAACCCCAUUUCCAGUUUGAUUUGCGCCGCUUUACCGGUCUGUUCAAAGGAAGAAAACAGGCGCGCUCUAUGGUUUGUUUGAUAGUUCUAUGGAUGACCAUGGGAAUCGCUUAUCCCAUUUACUCCCUCUUCCUUACUUAUUACCUUCAGGCCCACGGUGCCAAGCUUGGCGAUGGUAGUACUUACCAGACGUACCGUGACUAUAGCAUCUCAGCUACUGUCGUUAUACACCUGAAGUGA